Gasterosteus aculeatus aculeatus (three-spined stickleback) is the source of this 1841-nucleotide messenger RNA. Its product is annotated as tyrosine-protein phosphatase non-receptor type 7-like. Gene Ontology annotation, molecular function: protein kinase binding; protein tyrosine phosphatase activity. Gene Ontology annotation, biological process: protein dephosphorylation; signal transduction. Gene Ontology annotation, cellular component: cytosol; cell junction; plasma membrane. The record is from RefSeq and is a predicted model, not a curated record. Lineage: Eukaryota; Metazoa; Chordata; Actinopteri; Perciformes; Gasterosteidae.
UGGCGGAGAAGAAGACAGAAGUGAAGACAAGACGACAGAAAGCAACAGAUGAGAGUAAAGGACGAAGCAACGAGAGACAUGUACUAACGAGGAGGACAGACGGAGACACGAGGACGUGAGGAAGACGGGGAAACGAAGAAUCGGUCACCUGACAGAGAACUUUGUAUCAAGAGAAAGCUUUUUGUGAGCAUGUUGGCGUGAUGACCAGCUCUGGACUACUGUAACACACACACACACACACACACACACACACACACACACACACACACACAGACACACAGACACACACACAGAAACACACUGUCAGCAUGUCGGCAGCUCGCUUAGCCUCCCCUCUUCCUGAGGACCCGACCAGCCCCCCUCCAGUGACCACACCCCCUCCAGUAACCACACCCCCACCAGUGACCACACCCCCACGCAAAGCCUCAGUCCGCCUGCAGGAGAGGCGGGGCUCCAACCUCUCGCUGCUAUUGGACGUCAGCAGCCUCGGGGCGGAGCCUGUGUGUGCCGUCUCCACCCCGAAGGAGGUGUGGCUCCACCUGCUCCACACCUCCACCCGACCGCUCAGCCACGCGAUGCUGCAGCGGGCCGCCAAGGACACGAGCGCCCUGAAUGCAGAGUAUCAGAAGAUCCCCCCAAACUUUGCAAGCGCCGCGGAGCUGGACGUCUCGGGUCACAUGAUCAAAGACCGAUACAAGACCAUCCUGCCCAACCCUGAGAGCCGGGUGGUCCUGAGGAGCCAUGGGGAGGAGGCGGGGCCAGACCGCUACAUCAACGCCAACUACAUCAGGGGUUACAGAGGAGCUCCCAGAGCCUUCAUCGCCACCCAAGGGCCGAUGCUGCACACUGUGGGGGACUUCUGGGACAUGGUGUGGCAGGAAAGGAGCAGCAUCAUCGUCAUGGUGACGAGACUGAAGGAGAAGAACGAGAAAUGUGAGCUGUAUUGGCCACAGCCAAUGGAGAAGAGCAGGACGGUGAAAGGGGGGGACGAAGAGGAGGAGGAGGGAGAGGUGGGACGUUUUGGCAGAUUUCUCCUCAGAGUCAGAGAGAGCCAAAUAAAAGACGGGUUCACCAUCACCGAUAUGGAGAUCCAGCUCUGCUCGGAGCGCCGUCCUGUCAGACACUACUGGUUCACCUCUUGGCCUGACCACCACAUCCCACAAUGCACCGCUCCUCUACUGAGACUGGUGGAGGAGGUGGAGACGUACAAGAAGUCCCUCCUUCCAACUGGCUCUCAGCCAAUCACAGGCCCCGUGGUCGUCCACUGCAGUGCAGGGAUCGGGAGGACCGGCUGCUUCAUCGUCAGCAGCGUCGGCUGCCAGCAGCUCAGGGACAGCGGACAGGUGGACAUCCUGGAGACGGUUUGUCAGCUACGACUGGACAGGGGAGGCAUGAUCCAGACCACAGAGCAGUACCAGUUCCUCUACUCCACACUGGCCCAGUACAGUUGCCAGUUACAACACUGCCAGGAGCAGAAGCAGAACCCAGAUGACCAAGUGAGCAUCCAGUUACAGAACCUCCAGCUGAGCAGCACACAGAGCGAGAACCUGCAGAACCAACGAGGGCAAGUUGACACCUAAAGACAUUGGACCUCAGAACCAGCAGGAGACCCAACUCCUGUCAAUAACAGAACCAGAGAGAUGGAAACAGGAAGUGAAAGACCCUCUGUACCUCCAGGGUAUCAGGACCACAUGAAACUGGAUAUAUAGUGCCGGUUCAGAGCAAAUAGAACCCGUAGAACCCGGAACGUCCUCACUGGACUCAGAAAACUGAGCAGAACCAAGCAGAAAAAAGCAAUAUGGAAAUGUUGAGUCAAAUAAAAUGCAUACCUACACCUUCUA